Messenger RNA from Paralichthys olivaceus (Japanese flounder), 3000 nucleotides. Lineage: Eukaryota; Metazoa; Chordata; Actinopteri; Pleuronectiformes; Paralichthyidae. The record is from RefSeq and is a predicted model, not a curated record.
AGGUGUCUUUCGCCGGAAGUCCCUGUAGCCAUGUUAGCUAGCUUGUCACCGCUUCGCUAACUUCUGUGUGUUCAGUCAACCGAAGCUCCAGGUCUGUCCUCAGUCUGGGUUCUCCUCGGUUACGUUAAAUGAUAAAAACAUGUCGUGUCGUUUGUGAUGCUAUUGUAGAUAUUUACCAACCAGCGCUUUUUACCGGGAGCUAACUCUUCACCUCCUCCUCCACCUCCUCCUCCUCCUCCUCCUGGCUGUGAAACACCGCUAGCUGCGAUGUGAUUGUGCGGAGCUGCAGUGAAGGGAAGUUAUAAUUGACAUUAUCGCAGCUGAAUGGACUCAACACCCGCUCGUCCGGCUUCGUCUAACGCGUGAAUGCGGCUGUUCUCGACAGUUGAGCUCCGCGUCGGGAGGAAGAAGAACCGCUAGACUCCGUUUUUCUCCCCUUGGCGGCGGAAAUAACCGAAGAAGAAGAAGAAGGGAGCGCAUCCCCACACAGACACAAACAUGUCCUUCUUCAAUUUUCGGAAGAUAUUCAAGUUGGGGUCCGACAGGAAGAAGAAGCAGUACGAGCAUGUCCACAGGGACAUGAACCCGGAGGACAUUUGGGAGAUGAUCGGGGAGCUGGGUGACGGAGCGUUUGGGAAAGUGUACAAGGCUCAGAAUAAGCAGAACGGGACCCUCGCUGCUGCCAAGGUGAUUGACACCAAGACAGAGGAUGAACUGGAGGAUUAUAUGGUGGAGAUCGAAAUUCUGGCCUCUUGCGACCAUCAACACAUUGUCAAACUGCUGGAUGCCUUUUAUUUUGAAGGCAAACUUUGGAUCCUGAUUGAGUUCUGUGCGGGCGGCGCAGUGGAUGCCAUAAUGCUGGAACUGGAGAGGCCCCUGACAGAGCCUCAGAUCCGUGUAGUGUGUCGACAGACCUUAGAGGCCUUGAUUUACCUCCAUGAGAACAAGGUCAUCCACAGAGACUUGAAAGCUGGGAACAUUCUCCUCUCCUUGGAUGGAGAAGUGAAACUGGCUGACUUUGGGGUUUCUGCUAAAAAUACCAAGACGUUACAGAGAAGAGAUUCUUUCAUCGGCACUCCUUAUUGGAUGGCUCCCGAGGUAGUUAUGUGUGAAACGUCCAAGGACCGUCCGUACGACUACAAGGCCGAUAUCUGGUCCCUCGGGGUAACCCUGAUAGAGCUGGCACAGAUUGAGCCGCCCAACCACGAGAUGAAUCCCAUGAGAGUGCUGCUGAAAAUAGCCAAGGCCGAGCCUCCCACACUUAUGCAUCCCUCUCGCUGGUCACCAGAAUUCAACGACUUUCUGCGGAAAGCACUUGAUAAGAAUGUGGACAAUAGGUGGGGCCCAAUACAGCUUCUACAGCAUCCCUUUGUCAGCAGUGUAACCAAUUGCAAACCUCUCAGAGAACUAAUAGCCGAGGCCAAAGCUGAAGUCACAGAGGAGCUGGAGGACAGCAAAGAGGAGGAAGAGGAGGAAGAACCUGAUACACCUCAGACUGUUCCUGGGCACAAGCGUGCACCAUCAGAUGUCAGCAUGGCCAGCUCAGAGGACGAUAAAGCUGCACAAACUCCCUCCACUCUGGAAUCUGUUACAGAAAAGAUGGAGGUAAAGCCUGCUGCGGACGGGACCAGUGAUAAACUCUCAGAUGAAGGACUUGGAACAAGUAAGGUAGACAAGACUGAGGAGGAGAAACUCAAUGAGGUGUCUGAUGCCAGUAAUGAAGGCCUGGCCUCUCAGACAGCAGAGCCCACCCAGGACUUGGUCACUCAAGAUCUUACAGAGAAUAAACCAAAAGAUGAACUAGGUGAAGUGAUUCCUGAGGGGCCUGUAGUAGCAGAGCCUGAAGAGAACUUAGAUAGUUUAGACCUAUACACAGAUGGUCAGACAACAGAGGAAGAAGAGAAGGAGACACAAGAGGAGAAAACAAAGGAUGAAGAAGAAAUUAAGCCUGAGGAUUUGAAAGAACAAGAAGAAAAAGAAAAACAAGAAGCAGGUACAGACGAAUCCACAAAAUCACAAGAGCAACCUGGAGAUACACAAGAGAAACCAGAACCUAUUACAACAGAUGUAGCACAGGCAGGAGAAGAAAACAAAGAACCAAGUGUGGAGACACCUCAACACAAAGUGACAGUUACAGUAGAAGACUCAGUAAAUGUCACAGAUGCGAAUGUAGACAAAGAGAAUAUAGAAUCAAAUCUAAAGGACGCCAAUGUAAAUGGAGAAUCAGAGCCAAAGUUGAAAGUGGAUCCCUCCACUGACAUUUUGUUAGAGAAGCAGACCAAAGAAAAUCAGCCUGGAGAAAAGCCUGAGGAUGAGGCCCCUGAGGGGGCAGAGCAGCCUGAACAAGAUAAUCAGACUGGAGAGAAGGUUGAACUGGAGAAAGAGGCAACAACUGAAUCCACAAAUGGAGUCAGCAAUGAAGUCAAAGAAGCCUCUGAAGAACCAGAACCAGUGCAACCAUCAUCUAAAGACAUCCCCGUGAAGGAGGAUGAGGAAAAAACUAGCUGUGCUGAUGAGAGCACUUCUCAAGAUGCUGUUUCUGUCCCAGAGAGCGAAACCGACUCUGAAACCAAGACGGAGCAAGGAAGUCCUGCUGUGAUCAAGUCAGAUGUGGAGAAGGACUCUGACUCUGGAAGCAGCUCCGCUGCUGAUAGUAACAGCCUUGACCUUAAUCUGUCCAUCUCCAGCUUCUUGUCCAAGAGCAAAGAAGGGGGCUCUAUUUCUAUGCAGGAGUCGAGACGUCAGAAGAAGACUCUGAAGAAAACACGUAAAUUCAUGGUGGAUGGUGUGGAGGUCAGUGUGACGACAUCAAAGAUAGUGACCGAUAAUGACGCCAAGAGUGAGGAGAUGAGGUUCCUGAGGCGGCAAGAGUUGCGAGAGCUGCGCCUCCUGCAGAAAGAGGAGCAGCGGGCCCAGCAGCAGCUGAGCAACAAGCUGCAGCAGCAAAGAGAGCACAUCUACCGGCGCUUUGAACAGGAAACUACUUGUACCAACUCCUAG